Nothoprocta perdicaria is the source of this 3400-nucleotide messenger RNA. It is a transcript of the gene PTAR1, whose product is annotated as protein prenyltransferase alpha subunit repeat containing 1. Gene Ontology annotation, cellular component: cytoplasm. Bases 1 to 1308 code for a protein of 435 amino acids. Lineage: Eukaryota; Metazoa; Chordata; Aves; Tinamiformes; Tinamidae. The record is from RefSeq and is a predicted model, not a curated record. Gene Ontology annotation, biological process: protein prenylation. Gene Ontology annotation, molecular function: protein prenyltransferase activity. The transcript is spliced from 8 exons.
AUGGCCGAGUCCCCCGAGGAGGUGGCGGUGCUGGUGCAGCGCGUGGUGAAGGACAUCCGCAACGCCUUCAAGCGCAACCCGCACAUAGAUGAAAUUGGAUUAAUACCCUGCCCAGAAGCCAGGUAUAACCGGAGCCCCAUAGUCCUAGUGGAAAACAAGCUUGGUGUGGAGAGCUGGUGUGUCAAGUUCCUUUUGCCGUAUGUCCACAAUAAGCUUCUCCUCUACAGACAAAGAAAACAGUGGCUGAACAAGGAUGAACUGAUAGAUAUCACCUGUACUCUGCUGCUACUGAACCCAGAUUUCACCACUGCUUGGAAUGUAAGGAAAGAAUUAAUGCUAUCUGGCACUUUAAAUCCACUUAAGGAUUUGCAUCUUGGAAAACUGGCAUUAACCAAAUUUCCAAAGAGCCCAGAAACAUGGAUUCAUAGACGAUGGGUGCUGCRACAACUAAUUCAGGAAAACUCCUUGCCCACUCUUGUGACUAAAGGAAAUUUGGGAGCAGCACCUAUGGARAGAGUUCACCAACUAGUGCAGGAAGAAAUGGAUGUGUGCUCUGAAGCUGCGGGGAGAUAUCCAAGCAACUACAAUGCCUGGUCCCAUCGCAUCUGGGUUUUGCAGCACUUGGGAAAGCUGACUGUCAAGGUUCUUCUUGAUGAACUUUCUUCCACUAAAUGUUGGGUGUCCACACAUGUUUCAGACCAUAGCGGAUUUCAUUACCGCCAGUUCUUACUGAAGUCCUUGAUAGGCAAAAUUGUGCCUGACAACAAUAUACAAGUUCAAAAAGAAAUGGUAAAUGAGCAAAACCCUGUCCUUCCAAAGGAGGAGGAGAGUGAGGUGGCAGAGGCUGCCUGUGCAGAAGAACAGAGCAUUGAUCUUCCCCAUCAUCUAAAGGAAGAGUUAGAACUCUGCACCGAUUUGAUUGAUGCCUACCCAGGACAUGAAACUUUGUGGUGUCAUAGAAGGCGUGUGUUCUACCUUCAACACCAGCUAAGCAACAAAAUUCCUCUUCUAAAUGUGGUGUUGUCAUCUGUGGACAGCAGUGAUGAAACUUUGAAUAGUUCACAAGCCAGUCCUGCGACCAGUCACAUAACACAAGCUAUGGAUGUUGAUGGUUUGAAUGAAUCCAGCAGCAAGCAAGGUUAUACCCAGGAAAUAAAACGUCUGAAACGUGCCCCUUUGCAGGACUGUCUUGGCCCAGAAAUGGAAUACAGGUUCAUUGACAGAAUUGUCUCAACUUGCAGAGACAUGGAACAAGUCAGAUUUGCCACUGCAUAUCGAAAAUGUUUUGGUAUAAAUAAUUUGACCUAAAAAAAGAAGAGCCUGAAAUGCUUUUGAAAAAGAUGGAGUACCUGGAAGAGAAACAAGAAGAUCUGUCAGUAUCAGCUUAACCUUAACCUGUUUCCAAUUUGUUCCUCUUUAUUAGAGUAGAUAUUACAAGUAUCUUACAAAAGCUUACUGAGUUCAGGCUUUAUUCAGUGAGGACUGUUUCCUUUUGUCUUCAUUAUCUUUUGCAAAAGACCAGACUUCAGUGUUUCCUCUUCCAGUUUCCAUUAACAGUUUUGGAGUCAUAACUGAGGACGUAAGUCUAUGAAGUUAAAAUUCUGGAAAGCAGGUGCAGGAAAAUGAACAAAUUUGUUUCUCACACAUAUGUGCACGCAUUCACAGUCAGAACUGUAUUGGAAACAUGUUUCUUUGAACAGACAUCUUYACAUUCAUUUCAUACUUUGUAUUUAUUUAUAUUACCUCAACAAUCCAGAGUUAAUGACACUUGAUACUCAUUUCUGAAUGUAUUGUGUACACUACACAAUCACAGCCUGCUAAAUCACAUAGUUGUAAGUUGUACAUGAACCAAGCCUGUGCAAGUCCAGUAGGUGAUGAGGCAAAAAGUAAUUCUGUUAAUUGAUAAUAAAAUUAUACAUUAAAAAAAAUAAAAAAAGUAGGAGGGAGUUUUGUCUUCCCUUUUGUUUUCYUGCAGGACUUCAGGUUUUUUUUGGGUGGGGGAGAUUGGAGGCAACAAGGUUGGUUCUUCUUGCAGACAGCUCUUCUUCUCCAACCGUACGCCUCUGUUUACAUAACAGUAAAUGUUAAGGGAAUCUGCCACAAAUUUCUAUUCCAGUGGAAUUAAACAUAAAUGGAUUAUUUUGUAAUUUCCAUAGAACUUACCUAUUUAAGGGACUUUUACAGUAACAAAAUUGCCAUGAUCCAAAGACUAAGUGCAGAAAUAUUGUACAACUACAGAAGUUUGUGCAAUGCUAUCAUUACUUCUGUUCUAAACAGAGACUACUUGUUAAGGGGAUUAGACAUUCAAGCUAAAGCCUUUGAGAAAAUGCUGUAUGAUUCUCCUGCCCAAAGUGCCUCUUGACUAUAAGUUUCAAGCUGUUUUUCUGUUGGGCAGAGAGCAACAAUGAGGGAGAAACAGAGGAAGCCCACUCCAAAAGUUACUACUUGAGAAGAAGAGUGCUUGAAAUAUGUGAAAUUCCAGUAAUUCUAAAUAAAUUGGUGGAUAGGGGUUACUCUUUCCAUUUCAAAAUGAAAGUGGACUACCUCUGGUCUUACUAUGUUCAUAAACUCAUUUCAGCCGCAGAACAGAGACAUUUGUACGCUCCAGUGUUUACAGUUUCUAGGUAAGAUGCAAGCAUCUUCAUGGCAAAGCUUUGCCUGUAUGAGCAUCUGUACUUGCCACUUUAUAGUUGGGGAUAUACAUGGCUGUUCAGAUGCUCUGGGAUACUUCCUUCAAUUAUYGUUUUAUUAAUUACUGAAUAAUGUAAUCAUGUGGGAAGGAUGUUGGAAUGAGGGGAUUAUGAAGCUGUAUGAUGUCUCUAUGAACGUUGAAAAAUGAGCAGGAACUUUUAUCCAUGCUCAACUGCAGGCUUUUCCUCCGUGUACAAAAGACCCGUUAAAACAAAUGUAAUGUCCUGUGUCGACCCGGGGAUAGAUACCCAGUUAAUGGCUGUGUGUGCCAGGAAAGUGUGAAGCCAGGUGACAUUCUUUGUUGCAAAUCAUGUUCUUGGUCUGAGGUUACUUAGUAACUUAGUUGAUUUGUCCGUUUAGUUUUGCAAACCUACGUGUUCAUUGGAGAAGUAUUAGAGGAAGGAACAGACUGGGAAAUGGGGACAGGACAAGAAAUGCUCUCUUCCUGUUGCACUAGAGUAACUGAUUUUUUUGAGGAAACUUGCAAGAGUUAUGACAGAAUCUGACUUGAAAUCCAUUAUAUAUUUUCUCUAGACUAUAAUCUAGAGCCUUAGUUGACUUUCCUAGAGCUGUAUCGAGGAAAUACUAUGCUGUCAAACUUGACAAUCCUUCCAUCAUAAACACUUAAUAUUAAGCCGCUGUCCUCAAAUACAUGUUUUCAGCCUCUAUUGAUUGUCAGCAGGGGUUAUACCUGCUUGUGUGAAUAUAU